CCAUAAAAAAAAAAGGCGGUUUAUUUUCAUUUUCGCGCACAAAGUGGUUAACCCGGCCCCACAGAACAGAGUCGUUUUCUCCAUCUUCUUCUCCUUCAUCAAGCUUCCCUCAAUUGCCUCAUCUUCUUCUCAAUCGCGUCUUCUGUUUCAAGUUACAAUAUCUAGCUUCAGAACCACUACAAACAAAAGGGAAAUGGGAACUACUAAUACAACCAAGCCUAACCUUGAUUCCACAUUCAAUGAACGCAAAGCAUUUGAUGAAACAAAAGCUGGUGUAAAAGGACUUGUUGAUGGAGGAGUUGAGAAGAUACCAAGUUUAUUCCAUCAUCAACCUGACAAAUAUGAGAUAGCCUACAACACAAGCCAUGUUAUUCCUGUCAUAGACCUUAAAGAUAUUGAUAACAAAGAUCCAAGUAUUCAUCAAGGGAUUGUUAGCAAAAUCAAGGAAGCAUGUGAAACUUGGGGGUUUUUUCAGGUUGUUAAUCAUGGAAUCCCUUUGAGUGUUCUUGAGGAGAUGAAGGAUGGUGUGAAGAGGUUUCAUGAGAUGGAGACAGAUGCUAAAAAGGAGUUUUAUACAAGAGAUUUGCAUGGAUCAUUUAUUUACAAAAGCAAUUUUGAUUUGUAUAGCUCACCAGCACUCAAUUGGAGGGAUACUUGUACUUGUUCCUUGGCUCCUGAUACUCCCAAACCAGAAGAUUUUCCUGUUGUAUGCAGAGAUAUACUACUAGAAUAUGGGAAACAGGUGAUGAAUCUAGGAACUUUGCUGUUUGAAUUGUUGUCACAAGCUUUAGGUUUGAAUCCAAACCAUCUAAAAGAUAUGGGUUGUGCCGAAGGGCUAAUUGCUCUUUGCCAUUAUUAUCCUCCUUGUCCUGAACCAGAAUUGACUGUGGGAACAACAAAGCAUUGUGACAAUGAUUUCCUCACAGUGCUUCUCCAAGACCAUAUUGGUGGCCUCCAAGUUCUUUAUGAAGAUAAAUGGAUUGAUAUAACACCUGUACCUGGAGCUCUCGUAGUUAAUGUUGGUGAUCUUUUGCAGCUUAUAACAAAUGAUAGAUUCAAGAGUGUUGAACAUAGAGUAGUUGCAAAUCAAGUUGGUCCAAGAAUAUCUGUUGCAUGCUUUUUCUCCACAGGCCUUAGGCCAUCGUCAAAGCUCUAUGGACCUAUGAAGGAACUAUUAUCAGAAAACAAUCCUCCCAAAUACAGAGAAACCACAGUUGCUGAUUUUGCAGCCUACUUUAAUGCAAAAGGACUAGAUGGUACUUCUGCUCUUACACAUUACAAGAUUCUUUGUCUACUCACUCUUCUAGUUACCAUAUCUAGCUACAGAACCACUACAAACAUAAGAAAAAUGGGAACCACAGGCACAACCAAGCCUAACCUUGAUUCUAUAUUGAGUGAACGCAAAGAAUUUGAUGAAACAAAAGCUGGUGUAAAAGGACUUGUUGAUGCAGGACUUAAGAAGAUACCAAGCUUAUUCCAUCAUCAACCUGACAAAUAUGAGAAAGCCAACAACAUGAGCCAUGCUAUUCCUGUCAUAGACCUUAAAGAUAUUGAUAAUAAAGAUCCAAGUAUUCACCAAGGGAUAGUUGACAAUAUCAAGGAAGCAUGUGAAACUUGGGGUUUUUUCCAAGUUGUUAAUCAUGGAAUCCCUUUGAGUGUUCUUGAGGAGUUGAAAGAUGGUGUCAAGAGGUUUUAUGAACAGGAUACAGAAGUCAAAAAAGAAUUGUAUACUAGAAAUAGCAAUAGAUCCUUUGUUUAUAAUAGUAAUUUUGAUAUUUAUAGCUCACCAGCACUCAAUUGGAGGGAUAGUUUUAUGUGUUACUUGGCUCCACCUGAUACUCUCAAACCACAAGAGUUUCCUGUGGUAUGCAGAGAUAUACUGUUACAAUAUGGGAAAUACAUGAUGAAUCUAGGGACUUUAUUAUUUGAAUUGUUGUCAGAAGCAUUAGGUUUGAAUCCAAACCAUUUGAAAGAUAUGGAUUGUGCUGAAGGGCUGAUUGCUCUUUGCCAUUACUACCCUCCUUGUCCUGAACCAGAAUUGACUGUAGGAACAACAAAGCAUUCUGAUAAUGAUUUCCUCACAGUGCUUCUACAAGACCAUGUUGGUGGUCUUCAAGUUCUGUAUGACGACAAAUGGAUUGAUAUAACACCUGUACCUGGAGCUCUCAUUGUUAAUGUCGGUGAUCUUCUGCAGCUUAUAACAAAUGACAGAUUCAAGAGUGUUGAACACAGAGUAGUUGCAAAUGAAGUUGGCCCAAGAAUAUCUGUGGCAUGCUUUUUCUGCACAGGUAUUAGGUCAUCCUCAAAGCUCUAUGGACCUAUAAAGGAACUAUUAUCAGAAGACAAUCCUCCUAAAUACAGAGAAACAACGGUUUCUGAUUAUGUAGCUUACUUUGAAAAAAAAGGACUAGAUGGUACUUCUGCUCUUACACAUUACAAGAUUUGACACCCAGGCAAUGUGGCAGAAAAAAGUAUUAGUUCAUAUAAAUAAUCGAACGACCAUGAUGACUUGGUUGUUGUGUAGUUGCGAAGUAUAAAUAAUUGAAUGAUCUUGGUGAAUGAACUAGAAAUAUGGUGUGGUUUCUAUUUCAUGCUAUGGAUGAAUUAAAAAGUAUAAACAUUCACUUAUUGAAAACAAAUGUCAUUUUUUCUGUCAUAGCCCUCCAGUUUUGAGAAA
Medicago truncatula (barrel medic) is the source of this 2677-nucleotide messenger RNA. RefSeq lists its product as uncharacterized. The transcript has 7 exons. The record is from RefSeq and is a predicted model, not a curated record. Lineage: Eukaryota; Viridiplantae; Streptophyta; Magnoliopsida; Fabales; Fabaceae. The coding region runs from base 194 to 2446 and encodes 750 amino acids.